Messenger RNA from Fusarium redolens, 1398 nucleotides. RefSeq lists its product as uncharacterized. NCBI's taxonomy places the organism in Eukaryota, Fungi, Ascomycota, Sordariomycetes, Hypocreales, Nectriaceae. Gene Ontology annotation, biological process: intracellular signal transduction. The record is from RefSeq and is a predicted model, not a curated record. The transcript is spliced from 5 exons. Bases 1 to 1398 code for a protein of 465 amino acids.
AUGGAAACGACUCAAUUGCGCUUGAGAAAGGCACACCAGACAGAUAUCGCAGUAGCCGCCGAAAAUCUGAACCCUGUUGGGACACUUGAUAGAGCCCUCUUCGCGAUUAAUACUCUGGACCUCGAGCCAGAGAAGCUAAGGCCUAUCAACGCGACUUACACACCUGCGAAUACUUUUUGCCUCCCACUGUACGCCGCGACCAGCGUCGUUGAUCCAAAGGAGCCAGCACACGGGGUCGAAGAUCUGAACCGCCUGUUGAUCCACCCCAAGCCAGCCAGGACCCCUGAGGCUAUGUCUAGUGGACGAAGGAAGCACGAGACCUACCAGAAACGGCUGGUGGCAGUCCACCAACAUGGUGUUUCCUGUAUCACCCUCCUAAAAUGGCCACUCUGUCGCAUCCUCCUCAGUCGACGGUUCACCAGACUGCCUCCCUCUAAUACCCUCGAGCAGCCUUCCACUCACUUCCGCUCCUCACUCUUGGAACAGUCCCAUCCAGGCGUUGUCACUGCUGCUGCUAUUGCUGUUGCCUCCCCGGCUCGUCCUGCUCAAGCCCACGUUUACGUCAACCGCCAUACCGGCUCCGUCUCGAAACUCAACCAACGUUCGUCGAGCGGCAUCCUCGCCCUGGUCGUGGCCGGCCCGGACAGGACUCAGAGCGCCAUCGCCACCAUUUUGGAUCUCGCGAUCCCCCCCCAAGACACUCCAACGGACUUCAAGGAUCUCCUCUCUACCCUCGUCGUCAGUCUCUUGCCGCUGUCGGCCCACCACGUCCGACUGGCCCAUGCCGAGUACACGUUCAUCUCCGAGGAUGCCAUCAACAACCUCGGAUCUCUCAAGUUCUCCCAGUCGAAUCGCAUGCCAGAUCCCGAAGAUCCCUCCUGCAUCGUCACCACCGCGACAACCACCACCUUCUCCAUGGCCAAGGACAUGGCCCGACCCAUCUGCCAACGCUUCGUCGAUGCCCGUUUCGUUGAAUCGGCCGACGGCAAGUACCAGCAGGGAAUCACCGUGCUGGACAGGUUUUGCUCGAGGAAUGGUAUUCAGCAGAAGCAGAAGUCGAAACUGGUCAACCUGGGCGCAACCAAGCUCGUCCUGCUGGACAGGGACUCCCAGAGCGAUAUGCUUCCCCAUGACCAGGGCACCCUCGAAGUCAUUUUCCGCCGGUUCGUGGGUGCUGACGGCCGGAACACUAAGGCGACCGUCAAUGCAGCUGAUUCGGAUUCGUUGCAUGAUUACAAGAAUGAUCUCAUCGGUGUCACGAUGGCAGCCGAGCGCAAGGUCAACGGCAACAUGUAUCGAGAUACCUUUACUGGCAAGGCCACCGCCGACUGGUUGAUGGACUGCUGUAUGAUUGUUGACAAGCGAGAAACCGUCGAGAUCGCCACCCUCUUUGUCUAG